AUGGCAAAAAGGAGGACGAUGACCCUGAAGUUGGAUACUUUGGGGGACGAUAAUGAAGACUGCUUCUUCGAUUCCUCCGGAUUGCCCAACUUCUCUUCAGGAUCGGAUGACGACGAUGAAUACCAGGAGGUAAGCUGCAUCUCUUUUGCCUCCACCAGUUCGACUCCGCCGGAGGAGCUCUUUUGCUUCUCUAAUGAAGGUCCAGUGGUGGCUUCUCACUCCAUGUCCGACGAAUACAGUGUAUGGAUGGCAGAGCCCAUUUCCAUUAAGGAUAGACGCAGGCGCCUUCUUGAAGGCAUGGGCUUGACGUCCAACAGGGAGCUCCUCAGCCUCACCACCUCUGAACUUACGCAUACUGCUUCGACAAAAGGUGGAGGACUCGUCAAAUCGCCAUCUUUGGUGGUGCCUACCUCAGCUCCCCCAGGGAGAGACGAACAGAACCAAGAGCCUUCAUCUUCACCGCCGUUGCCUCCAGCCAUGAUUGUUCGAUCUAGAUCAGAGGGAAGCAUAAUAUCAGCUUAUGGAAUUGCCAAAAGAAGAAUGGAAGAUUUUCACUCUGUUGCAUUGACGAAGCAACUGCUUCGACACUCUUCGGAAUCAUCCUUGUUAUGCAACCACAGUUCACGGUUACGUUCUGCUUCCAUCGAGCUGUCUAUAAAGAAAUCUGGGAUUAAAUCCUCAGACCUCCCCAAUGAUCGACUAACAUCGUUUUUGCUAAGAAACAAAAAUGAUUCUUUCUUUGUGAUAAAGAACCUAGACACAGGUAAGGAUUUCCUUGUCAACGAGUUCGAUGACAAUGGUAUGUGGAACAGGUUGUGUGAUCUUCAGACUGGAAAGCAGCUAACCAGGGAUGAGUUUGAGAAGUUUUGCGUUGGUUAUUCCCCAAUUGUUAGAGAGCUGAUGCGUCGAGAAAACGUGUCUAGACUUGAUGACAGUGGAAGAAUCAGUGUAAGUGAAAGAAAAAUCGGCUCCAAUACUAUUUUGAGUAAGAGUUUCAAAUCAAGCAAGAAAAAGGGUGCUUCUUUGUUGAAGAACAUAAAGGGUGUUGCGAAUUCAGUUACUGGGUUCAAGGGUGAAAAAGAGAAGUGUCCAUUAAUGGAACAGCAAUCUCCAGAGAUUCGCACCUCCGCAUGGACAAAAGCUCGCCAGAAUGGAAAAUCUUUCAAAGAGCUAACCGCUCUAUAUAUGUGCCAAGAGAUUAAGGCUCAUGAGGGUUCUAUUUGGACUAUUAGAUUUAGCUUUGAUGCACGUUACUUGGCAAGUGCAGGAGAAGAUUGUAUAAUUCAUGUCUGGGAAGUGUUGGAAUGUGAUGUGGAAUCAACCCUAGAUGAUCAAAAUUUCAAUGCUCCACGUCCAUCCAAUGCAAGCAUUUCCUCUGAUCGAUCUCUUGCAGAGAGUCAUUCAUCUUCAUGGGAGAGGAAGAAAAAGGGAAAGGCUUCAUCUACCUGCAAAAAGGGAUCGUUCCCUAAUCAUGUGCUCGUACCAGAAACCAGUUUCUUACUCUCAGAUAAACCAGUUUGCUCUUUCGAAGGUCACCUGGCUGAUGUUUUGGAUCUCUCCUGGUCCAAAUCACAGCAAUUACUACUUUCCUCUUCAAUGGACAAAACUGUUAGGUUGUGGGACAUAGAAAGCAAGACAUGUUUGAAGUUGUUUGCACAUAAUGAUUAUGUAACUUGCGUACAGUUCAAUCCAAUAGAUGAUAGAUAUUUCAUCAGUGGUUCUCUUGAUGCCAAAGUCCGAAUAUGGAACAUACCAAAACGGAAAGUUGUUGAUUGGACUGAUCUUCAUGAAAUGGUUACUGCUGCUUGCUACACUCCUGAUGGAAAGGGUGCAUUAGUUGGCUCACAAAACGGAAGCUGCUGUUCUUAUAACAUUUCUAGCGGUCGGGUAAACAUCCAAAAGAAAAAGAAGAUAGAUAUCCAGAACAAGAACAAAAAGAAGACUCAUGCAAAAAAGAUCACUGGUUUUCAGUUUCGCCCAGGGAAUCCAUCCGAGGUGUUAAUUACCUCUGCUGAUUCACGGAUCCGAAUCUUUCAUGGUUCUGAUCUCACUCAUAAAUUCAGAGGAUUUCGGAAUACGAGUAGCCAAAUAUCGGCAUCAUUCACUGCAGAUGGGAAAUACGUUGUCUGUGCAAGUGAAGAUUCUACUGUCUGUGUAUGGAAGCACGACGAAAUCCGUAAUCUGGGUAGUGGAAAGAUCAAAGGUCAUGUCACCAAUCGAGCCCAUGAGCGAUUCCAAUGCAACGAUGUAUCAGUUGCAAUCCCAUGGCCUGUUGGUACCAAGCAUGAGCCACCAAUGCCGACAGUCCACUCGAAAAAACACUCAAAACGCAUCAGUGUGCUGCCACCUUCUUCCUUCUUGAGCCCUUUAUUUCCUGAAGACUCCUCCGUGCACUGCAGCGGGAGGAGAAGUAGUUUCUCACCUUUCAAAAAGAAGAACAGCUUCUCGGAUAGGGCAAUUUUCCCAGAAGAGGAGUUGGACAAAGCAGCAACUCGUACAGACUCAGGGCUCUGUCGCAACGCCUCGGCUUCUUCAGGUGUUGCUUCGCCUGGGCAUCUCGAGUCACCAUCUACGCAUACUCCACGCCAUUCUCCAUCUUCGUCUUGGUCGUUGCAGGAAGGGAGUAAUAACAGCGGGGCUACUGCCGUCCAGGCAACAGCUUGGGGUCUGGCGCUGGUGACAGCGGGGUUAGGAGGUGAGCUUAGAAUAUAUCGAAAUUUUGGGCUGCCAAUUCGGGUUGGUCGCCAAAACAAUCUCUUCAAAGAAACAUAA
This is a messenger RNA of Nelumbo nucifera (sacred lotus), 2772 nucleotides long. The record is from RefSeq and is a predicted model, not a curated record. Lineage: Eukaryota; Viridiplantae; Streptophyta; Magnoliopsida; Proteales; Nelumbonaceae.